Molecule: messenger RNA, 1378 nt
Organism: Telopea speciosissima
Lineage: Eukaryota; Viridiplantae; Streptophyta; Magnoliopsida; Proteales; Proteaceae
Product: aspartic proteinase CDR1-like
Exons: 1
Coding region: 50-1378 (442 amino acids)
Biological process (GO): proteolysis
Cellular component (GO): extracellular region
Molecular function (GO): aspartic-type endopeptidase activity
Source: RefSeq, a predicted model, not a curated record
CAUUUAGACCUCUCCAAUUCUGACAUCUCACUCAACACUCUAUAGAAUCAUGGUUGCAUCUUUUAGUUCCUGUUCACCCAUACCUGCUCUAGUCAUAGUCUUCUCUAUUUACCUAUCCACAUUUGCCGUAGUUGAAGCUGGUGAUAAUGGUGGUUUCAGUGUCAAUAUUAUCCACCGGGAUUCAAUUCUCUCUCCAUUCUAUGACCCAUCGGUGACUCAUUUUGAGCGUUUGCAGAAUGCGAUUCACCGAUCAAUGUCCCGUGCCAAUAGAUUAAAACAGUCCGCAAUCUCCCCAUUAGAAGUUUCGUCGCAGGUUGUACCUGAUAAUAAUGGUUCUUAUCUCAUGAAAAUGUCAUUUGGUACUCCUCCAAUGGAGAUGUUCGCAAUUGCUGAUACAGGUAGUGAUCUUAUUUGGAUUCAAUGCAAGCCUUGCGAAAAAUGUUACAAGCAAAAAGCUCCUCUAUUUGAUCCUAACAAGUCAUCAACCUAUCGAAACUUAUCUUGCAAAUCAAAAGAAUGUGAUCUGCUAGAUAGUGGACAUAGAACAUGUGCACCUAAAACUAAUGAUUGGGGGUACAGCAAUUUUUAUGGGGGCAGAUCAUCCACUAGAGGGUUUCUUGCUAUUGAGACAUUCACAUUGGGUUCCACUAGUGGCAGUUCAGUCGCCUUACCAGAGAAAAUCUUUGGCUGUGGACACAACAACGAGGGCACCUUCGAUGAGCGAGAAAGUGGUCUAGUUGGCCUUGGAGGGGGUCCGCUAUCACUGAUUUCGCAACUGAAAUCAUCUAUUGGUGGCAAGUUCUCCUACUGCUUGGUCCCUUUUGAGAAGGAAAAUGUGACAAGCAAAUUGAAUUUCGGUAGUGAAGCUGUCGUUUUGGGUGACGAUGUCGUCCCCACUCCUUUAGUGAUAAAGGAUCCGGUUACAUUCUAUUAUGUGACCCUCGAAGGAAUUAGUGUCGGAAAUAAGAGAUUGACUUACAAGAGUUCAUCGAAUGUUGCUGCUGAGAAGGGAAACAUCAUCCUUGAUUCAGGUACAACAUUAACAUAUGUCCCAUCUGAUUUCUACCAAAAUCUUGAAUCAGAAGUGAAGAAAUUGAUUCAUGGUAAAAGUUUUGGAUACCCUUUACCCUUGUGCUACAAUGCUAGUACUGAUGUCAAUGUUUCAAUCACUGCCCAUUUUUCCGGUGCCGAUGUCAAGUUGAAACCCCAGAAUACUUUUUUUCGGUUAUCUAAAAAAGUUUUAUGCUUUGCCUUUAUCCCUCAUGUUGAAGAUGAUAUGGGUAUCUUUGGAAACAUAGCCCAAAUGGAUUUCCUUGUUGGCUAUGAUCUGGAAAAAAGGAAGGUCUAUUUCAAGCCAGCUGAUUGCUCCAAGCAUUAG